Messenger RNA from Python bivittatus (Burmese python), 1506 nucleotides. RefSeq names its product solute carrier family 25 member 38 (gene SLC25A38). Gene Ontology annotation, molecular function: glycine transmembrane transporter activity. The record is from RefSeq and is a predicted model, not a curated record. NCBI's taxonomy places the organism in Eukaryota, Metazoa, Chordata, Lepidosauria, Squamata, Pythonidae. Gene Ontology annotation, biological process: glycine import into mitochondrion. Gene Ontology annotation, cellular component: mitochondrion; mitochondrial inner membrane.
AUAACAGCCCUUUUCACGGAAUGGCCCUCAAGCGUAGGGCCGUCUCGGAACAGGUGCCUUCCCGAUCAGCAGCCUCGGGCACUUUAAGGCCGACGCCGCGGCAAUUGCUGCUGGGUAACAAUGGAACCGUGAAGCGGAAGCAGGACUGGGGAGAUGCGCCUCUUCAUAUUUCCUAUCUCUAUGGUGCUGCUGCUUUCUUGCUCCACCUCUGAUCAUCUGGAUUAAAGGAAAGAUACUGAAGACCUCUUUGAGAGCUGCGUCGAGGGUAGGAUUUUAUUCACGGGGAGGCUCCUUCGUCGCUUUUAAAUGAUUCAGAAAUGGACGCCUGCUGGGCUCCAAACGCGGAACCAGGUGGAACUCAUGGCGAUGCAUCCUGUGCUAAAAGCCUUUUUUUGUGGUUCCAUCAGUGGGACAUGCUCCACCCUGCUUUUCCAGCCUCUUGACUUGCUUAAAACCAGGCUUCAGACUUUGCAACCAGCUGUCAGUGGAUCAGGCCGUGUUGGGAUGGUAGCUCUGCUGUUCAAAGUUGCUCGUACAGAAAGUAUAUUUGGGCUGUGGAAAGGUGUUUCUCCAUCCUUCGCACGAUGCAUUCCAGGAGUUGGGAUUUACUUCAGCACCUUAUAUAUGAUAAAACAGCGUUUUUUGUGGGAACGCUCUCCUACUGCCUUGGAAUCGGUCCUCUUGGGUGCAACCUCACGGACUGUAGCUGUUAUUUGUAUGUUACCAAUCACAGUAGUGAAAACACGAUAUGAGAGUGGAAAAUAUGGCUAUGAAAGUGUAUAUGGAGCCUUGAGAAAUAUCUACCAGUCAGAAGGGGCCCGGGGCUUGUUUAGCGGCCUGACAGCAACACUUCUACGUGAUGCACCUUUUUCUGGCAUCUAUCUGAUGUUCUACACGCAGACCCAAAAAAUUGCAUUAUAUGGCCAACUGGAUACAACAGUUGCACCACUUGUGAACUUUGGCUGUGGAACUGUUGCUGGAAUUCUGGCCUCAUUAGCUACUCAGCCUGCUGAUGUCAUCAAAACACACAUGCAGCUCUCAACUGAAAAAUACCUUCAGACUGGCCAGGCUAUUGCCUUAAUCUUCAGGAAUUAUGGGCUGGCUGGAUUUUUCCAUGGUGCUGUCCCACGGGCCCUGCGGCGCACACUGAUGGCAGCAAUGGCGUGGACUGUAUAUGAACAAAUGAUGGCUAAGAUGGGCUUGAAAUCCUAAGUGAUGCACUUGGAAGCAAUUAGUCUACCUUUGUUUUUCCACUUACUGUGAUUGCUUGGUGAGACUCAUAGUGGGAGUAGUCCUACGUGGAAGGAGACUUGCUUAGGCAGUAUUUCUCUGUAUAUUGAAUUGCCAAGGCAGUGGAUCAGAAUCUUUAGAAAUAUGAGCAAAUGGAGUAGAAUAAUGUGACAAAAUCAGGGAGGUAUUCCAGGAAAACUGCUGUACUUGGAAAUUGCACAAACUUAUGUGGCUUGUGUAAGUAUGAGUUGUCCUACUAAAGCCAGUUUACCCAGA